AUGCCCUCGCGUAGAUUUCACGGCAAGACGAGGUCUGGCUGUGCAUCUUGCAAGGCCAGACACGUGAAGUGCGGCGAGGAACGCCCAGUCUGCAAGAACUGCAUCAGGAGAAACACAUCCUGCGUCUAUCCGUCUGAGGGCUCACCAGAAUCGAACUCGAAGCCGGAGCGCACCCCGGUUGCCGCGGAAAGCGUGAAUGAUUCAUUCGACGCCCUUGAUCUCACACUGAUGCAUCGAUACUCGACUGUCACCUCGUUAUGCUUACUUCCAUCGAGUGGAGCUCAACGUGUGUGGCAGUCGGAGGUACCGAUGACCGCCAGAGAAUAUCCUCUGCUCCAGCAUGGAAUGUUGGCGCUGGCAGCAAUGGAUCUUGCGUGUGCAUCCGCUGAUGAAGGCGAGCAGGGUCAGAUGGCUCUUUAUCGGGCGAAAGGAUUGCAUCAUCAGCAACUCGCCUUGCCAAUGUUCCGAGCACUGCUCCUCCGGGAUGAACAUCGUGAGCAGAAUGUGAUCUUCAUCUUUUCAAUCAUGUUGGUGAUUAUGGCUUUUGCAUCUGCCCAAUCAGCUCCGACGCAACCAACUCUGGACGAGAUACUCGACAUGUUUGCCCUAUUCCUCGGGCCUCGAGCUCUAUGGGAGAUCCAUCAGAAUGGCGUCAACAAGGACAUUAUCCAAACGCUCUUCCCGAAAGCUUUGCCCGACCAACCUGAUUUGCCUGAAGCAGAGUACAUGAGUCCUGAUAAUCCCAUGAUUGGUGUCGAACAUCCAGACAUCGACGAGUCAUGCGCAGAAGCUGUCCGACAAAUCAGAUGGGCCUGGGCCAGACAUCGGAAUGACCAUGACGAUGUACGAGCAAUGGGAUGGUUUCCGGCCCUCAUGCCACAAGGAUUUUACGAGCAGUGCCAGGAGCAUAGACCGAUCGCGCUUGCCAUACUGGAUCUAUAUGCUUCCAUCUUGAAGCCUUUCCACAAUCGAUGGUGGAUAUCGUCAUGGCACACGAUUCUGUCCUCUGCCAUCAAGAACGUGGUGGCUAAUGAGAAGAUCCGGCUUCCGGUCUUGGUCGAUCCAUCGCGAAUGGGACCGUAA
Messenger RNA from Zasmidium cellare ATCC 36951, 1083 nucleotides. RefSeq lists its product as uncharacterized. The coding region runs from base 1 to 1083 and encodes 360 amino acids. The record is from RefSeq and is a predicted model, not a curated record. Gene Ontology annotation, biological process: regulation of transcription by RNA polymerase II. Gene Ontology annotation, molecular function: zinc ion binding; DNA-binding transcription activator activity, RNA polymerase II-specific. NCBI's taxonomy places the organism in Eukaryota, Fungi, Ascomycota, Dothideomycetes, Mycosphaerellales, Mycosphaerellaceae. The transcript is spliced from 3 exons.